GAGCAAUCACAUGGUGUUUUCCUCCACGUUACGUCUUGAUUAGGGCAUUUGCAUCUCGAAUAACCCGCGUGCUGGUUGGCUGAAAGGCUAUCAUCCCAUCGUUGUGAAACAAACUCGGCUCGCUUUGACAUCGCGGAGGAAGAGGGACGGAGCGCGGCGGCUCCUCACACCGCUUUCAUUUGCUCACAUAAGAGGUUCUUUGGCUGCAGCCGGCACGGACUGUAGGGGCUGUGGAGGAGGUGGACCAGUGCGAUGAUGACGGGCAAAUCUGUGAAAGACGUUGACAGAUACCAGACUGUCCUCAACUCUUUACUGGCGCUGGAGGAGAAUAAAUACUGCGCUGACUGCGAAUCGAAAGGUCCAAGAUGGGCAUCCUGGAAUCUGGGCAUCUUCAUCUGUAUCCGCUGUGCCGGUAUCCAUCGAAACCUGGGGGUGCAUAUCUCCAAGGUCAAGUCUGUCAAUCUGGACCAGUGGACGCAGGAGCAGGUCCAGUGUGUUCAGGAGAUGGGAAAUGCCAAAGCCAAGCGUCUCUACGAGGCCUUCUUACCUGAGUGCUUCCAACGGCCAGAGACAGACCAAUCUGCAGAGAUCUUCAUCAGGGACAAGUAUGAUAAGAAGAAGUACAUGGAUAAGGUCAUUGACAUCCAGAUGCUCAGGAAAGAAAAGAGCUGCGACAAUAUACCCAAGGAACCAGUCGUGUUUGAGAAGAUGAAAUUGAAAAAAGACAUCAGCCCGAAGACAGAUUCCCAGUCUGUUACAGACCUGCUCGGAUUGGAUGCCCCUGCUCCAAGUCCUGCAGUGUCUAAUGGUGGAGGAUGUGUUCCAGACAGUAAUGAGAGCCCAGUGGUGUCUAAUCCAGCUCUGGCACAGUCUGCACUGGAUCUCUUCAGCUCCCUGCCAGCACCCUCCUCUGCUUCCUCCACUAAAACCACGCCCAUUUCCAGCUCCAUGCCCCAGAGCAGAGUGACUGCCUCAGUGCCUGAAAACCUCAGUCUGUUCCUGGAUCCAGCUCCCAGAGCAGUGGAGGGCACUGUCAAGAAACUGUCCAAGGACUCUAUUCUCUCCUUGUACGCCUCCACCCCCUCAGUGCACGCAAGCAGUAUGGCUACACACGGCUUGUACAUGAACCAAAUUGGAUACCCGACACACCCGUACGGUUCAUACCCUUCUUUAGCCCAGGCAGGUGGAAUGGGAGGCACCAUGAUGACAUCACAGAUGGCCGUAAUGGGACAGCAACCAAGCGGCAUGAUUGGAGUGCAGCAGAGCAGCAUGAUGGGACAGCAGAAUGGCUUAAUGGGUGCCCAGGGUGUCAUGGCUCAGCCUAGGGGCGUCAUGGCGUCACCCUACAUGACAGGGAUGACCCAGGGCAUGAUGGGACAGCCUCAAAGCGGAAUGAUGGUACAGCAGCAGACUGGGAUGAUGGGACAGCAGCAGAGUGGGAUGAUGGGACAGCAGCAGAGUGGGAUGAUGGGACAGCAGCAGUUUGGAGGUUUACCAAAUCAGCACGUGUAUGGAGUGCAACAUGCCCAACAGCUACAGUGGAACAUUACCCAGAUGACUCAGCACAUGGCCGGCGUGAAUCUCUAUAACACCAACGGCAUGAUGGGAUACAGCAGUCAACAAAUGGGAGGCUCGACAACUCCAAGCUCAGCGCACAUGACAGCCCACGUUUGGAAGUGACCUCAACCGUCCAGGAAGUGAUAUCACGCCAAUAACCCGCAAAAGAGAGGGGAACUGAGUCGUAGGAAUCUGUGGAUUAGACUCUCUAUGAGACAUUUCCUAAUGCAAGGGAGGAGGAGGAGGAGGAGGAGGAGACAGGUAUGAAGAAGAAUAAGGUUUGGGAAACCACUACUACCUCUUUUUCUCUCUCCUCGCUGCCCAUGCUUCCUCUUCUCGUCUCAUCCACGGCCAUGUUUUGCAUAUUUCCAUGCUUGCCUUGAGAACAUUUUCUUAUAAUGACCAAGACAACAGGGUACAGAGUUCUGCUGUUUAGGACUACACAUCUUUCUUUGUACCAAGCCUGUAACUGAGUGUGUGUGCGCGCAUAUCUGCUGUGUGUGGGGGUCAACUACCUGCUUGACUUAAAAGAACUGUUGGGUUUUUGGAGAAUUUUACAGUUUUUCCUUCCUUGAUCAGAAUCAAGUGGAAAACCCAAAUGCAAAGGUUAGGAUGAGCUUGAAUCUUUGCAUUUAUUGGAACAAGAUGCAUUUCUUUGUGUUAGACAACUUGGAAAAUACACUUGUUUGUAUUUCUUAUGUCUGUACAUCAAGUGACGCCACCAUCAGAAGGCGGUUAGCUAAGGUUAGCAUAAAUUCUGGAAACAAGCUAAAACAAUCCACCUACCAGCACCUCGUUAGCUUACUCAUUAGCAUAUUAUAUGUUGUUUGUUUAAUCCAUGCAAAAACUGAAGCGUAAAAGAAGCACAUUUUGGUUUCAUGCGAGGACUCUUUCGUGGCCAGGUGAAGUAAGAUCUUAACUAGUGAAAUUGUAUGUUGCUUUGGACAGAGACAGACAAGCUGUUUCUGCCUGUUUCCAGUCUUUAUGCUAAGCUAACGGGCUGCAGGUAGUAGCUUCGUACUGUACAGUACAGUGAGUGGUAUCGACCUAUCAUCUAACUUUUGCCAAGAAAGUGAAUCAGCGUUGAUCUUAUGUCAGUCCAAAAUGCUGAACUUAUGUCAGUCCAAAAUGCUGAACUUUUAGGUGACAUAGGCUACUGUUUCAAUAUGAUAUAGCUCUAUUGUGAGAGGUGAAGCAAGAUAGGCAAUGCUAUGCUAUGCUAGCCUCUUAAUUUAUCACACCUUCAAGCUGCAAGUAGAGGGGAAAGGAAUGGAUUCGUCUUUCUCUAUGUAAGUAGGAAAAAUGUGCAAAAUCUUACAAAAGCCAGUGUAUUCCUGUCUAAAUAGCCGACUUUCAUUAUCCUACCCAUCCAAUACUAAUAUUAAAAUUUAAGAAACCCCUGUACUUGUUGAUAAGUUCCUCGAUCCUUACUGUCUCACCUGUUAGAGCAGCUAAAUCCUACCUAAAUAGCUCUUAAUUAUGAUGUCUUCUUUUCAAUUUACAGAGGGCUUCUUUCAGAACCAAUAUCUAAUCUCAACUUUACGUGGGAGACCAAAGAUCAACGCUAGCUUUAUUAAGGUUGUACAGUAUUCCAGCGCUUUGUUACAUCUGUAUAGCCACUUGACUAGUGAUUCGUAGAAAUGUCUAUUCAGCAGUCCUUUAACAGUAUGUCUGGUUGCACCUGCUCAUACACGAUGAAUGUUUUGGCAUAUCAGUUCACUGUGCUAUUUCCUCAGUGAGUGUGGGACACUUAAAAAGUCACUUGCAUGCCAUGCCAUCACGCAAAUGUCGAGUUAACGCACACACACCUCAAGUUGAUCUACCUUGUACAAUAGAGGCCUCAAAUAACAUUGAAUGUCCGUAAACAAGAGAGAAAUAGAGAGAGAGGUGGGGGCGGAGAAGACUUUUCGGUACAGAUCAGUUGCGUUGCAGAUUCUUCCACUGAAUUGCAUGAGGAGAAUGUUUUUUUCUAGCUCUGAUUGUAUGUACUGUAUGUUUAUUAAGAUAUCCGAAUGUGUAUCUCUGAAUGUUUCUCUAUACACGUCGAUCAGUCUCUGACCAAGACCAACAACAACAAAAAAAAAAAAGUCAAUGAACUUGUGUCCUGAAUGUGUUUCACGAUUGUACGGGACUCGUUGCAAAUCCACACACCUGGGUAUUGCCGCGGCGUGUUCGUUUUUGAUAUUCUAUGACUCUGUCGAGCAAUGUACACUUGUGUCUUUUCCAAUGUUCUGUGGUCAGCAGCGUCCUGUCUGUUUUCGGUGAAUUGUCCAAUUCAGCCAAGUUUAAAUGUUACCGUCAUGUCAGGAGCAAACUGUGACCGGGCUGCCGCGUUUUAAGGUCACUCGGGGGCGUUUACAAUUUGGCCAAACCUCAUUGUGAAGCGAAAAAGCGAUCGUACGACCACAAUCUGUCACUUCUUAAUAUUUUAGUCAACUCUUCUGCACCUCUCCUACACACGCCUACACAAACCAUCUCCGUGCACUGAUUUCUCUGAAAGCGUUUCUAAAUAUGUCCAUUCUUAUAAAUGCAUGAAGCCAUCAGUGUAAAUAAUCUUUCCAUUUCCUCGUAGGAGCACUUCUGUUUUAAGUUGCCAUUAUGUACGCCGGGGGUAAGAAUGGAAAAGGAGCAGUUAAAAGAGAAAUAAAUGAACAUGCUCUGGCAUAAUAAGAUUCCUAUUAACUGCAGCCAAUGAACAAGCAGUGCAGCCUUCGCGACACAUCUAUUCCUUCCAGGUGUUUCUGUCAUUUCAGCUCGUUUUGUGGCAGCAGAGGCAACAGAGGGAGAGCAAUAUCACCAUCAGACUGCGUGGUCUCUGCACUGGAACAGCAGAUCUGUCAGCUAGCCAUGAGGAGCUUCUGGAAAAGCCGAAACAGUCCAUCUCUUUGGGCGAGACGGCUUCUCCUGAGCCUUUUCACUUGUGUUUAUCUUUAACUUUAGCUUGCCUGUAAUCUGUUCCCCUUUUUGUCUGGUAUAUUUUCUGUGAAAUAAGAGCCAGUGAAGGAAUGUAUCUUUUUAUGUACUUGUUGAUCAAGAUAUCGUGUACUUUAUUCUUUAUCAGAAUUUCUCUGUAUAUUAUGUUUCUUAAACACUAUUGAUGAACCUGUUCUGUGUAUUAGUUUCACAUGCUUUGCCCCUUUUGAUUUCAUGUUCACACAAGUUCACUUAAAUUUGAGAAUAUGUAACAUACAAUACCGUCUCUGUGAAAUAUACAAAAUAAAAAUUCUUUUGAUUAAAUUCAAUUAA
Chelmon rostratus (copperband butterflyfish) is the source of this 4803-nucleotide messenger RNA. It is a transcript of the gene smap2, whose product is annotated as small ArfGAP2. The record is from RefSeq and is a predicted model, not a curated record. The transcript is spliced from 9 exons. Gene Ontology annotation, biological process: regulation of clathrin-dependent endocytosis. Gene Ontology annotation, molecular function: GTPase activator activity. NCBI's taxonomy places the organism in Eukaryota, Metazoa, Chordata, Actinopteri, Chaetodontiformes, Chaetodontidae. Bases 253 to 1680 code for a protein of 475 amino acids.